AUGAGUAGAACAGAAAUCCAUAUUAAUAGAACUAUCCUGGCUCAAUUACCUUUCUAUGGUGUAUAUAGUGAUGAUGUUUUUAUCGAUCACUGUACCAGUGAAAGGUAUUUGAACAAAUUUACUAGCCUGUAUGAUCUAGACGUAUUCAAUCUUAAUAUUGAAACAGACGCUGAUAUUAAUCCGGAUCGAAAUGCAAUGAGCAACCAUAUUAAAUGUAAAUAUUAUUCUCCAGAGAGCUUUACUAAAAUUGAAAAGGAUCCAUACGGCUCAAGUGAUAGGCAUUUUUCUUUUUUUCACAAUAAUGUAUGUAGUCUGCGCAGAAACUUAGAACAUUUGCAAACUCAAAUAUUGGAUGAGCUUGAUUUUUCAUUUAGUGUAAUAGGCAUUACAGAAACGUGUAUCAAACAAAACAAUUUUAAUGAUUUCAACUAUAAUAUUACUGGAUAUUCAUUUGAAUUUGUACCAACGCCUCUUGCUGCUGGAGGUGUUGGAAUGUAUAUUAAUAAUCGAUUUAAUUAUGUGGUCAUUGAAAAGGCAAUUAACCUAGCUUACCAAGCACUUUGGAUUGAAAUUGAUAUUCCAAAGAAAAGAAAUAUCAUAUGCUCAGUUAUAUACAGGCAGCAUAAUUUGCCUGAGGCGUUUCAAACAUACUUUGAACAAAAAUUAGAAUAUUAUACCUCAAAAGGCAAGCAUGUAGUUAUCAUGGGUGACUUCAACAUAGAUCUUUUAAAAAUUGACCAAUGCAACUAUGCACAUAAUUUUAUGCUAUCUUUACAAAGUUGCUCGAUGAUCCCUAGCAUUGAUAAGCCUACACGUGUCCACAGAAAUUCAUCCAAGCUAAUUGAUAACAUAUUUAUCAAUAACCCUGAUAAUAUAUUAGCUAGUGGGAAUAUAAUAUCUGAUGUGAGUGACCACUUUUCACAAUUUUGUAUUUUAGAUUCUAUAGCUAGCGUGAGGCAGAAUAUUUUUAAACACAAAUAUCGUGACUAUUCACAAUUUUCCGAAACUCUGUUUAAUAAUGAGCUCUCAGAAAUAGACUGGGAGUCGAUUUUAAUGAAUUCAUCAGAUAACCCAAACAAGGCAUUUUCGACUUUCUUUAAUAAAUUAAACAAAACUCUAAAUAAACAUGCACCGCUUAAAACUAUUUCAAAACGUAAACUGAAACAACCAAUCAAACCAUGGAUAACGAAAGGGAUAAGACGAUCAAUAAAGAUUAAGAAUAAGUUAUUUCACUCUAAUAAUAACACAAAAUACAAGUUAUAUCGUAACUAUCUUGUAACUUUAAUUCGGUCAAGUAAAAAGUUGUAUUACAGUGAUUAUUUUAACUCCUAUUACAAUAACAUGAGUAAAAAGUGGGAAGGAAUAAGGGAAAUACUAGGGCGCAAUAGCAAAACUAAAAAGAAUAUCAAUGCUGUUCGACAAGAUUCAAAUGCCCAAUUAACAUUUGAUCCCACAAAGAUAUCAAACAUAAUAAACCAUCAUUUCGCUUCUUGUGGUCAACGAUUAGCUGCAAAAAUACCUCAUUCUGAAAAACAUUAUUCAACAUAUCUUCCUGACCAAAUCAUGUACAAUUCCGCCAAUGUUUCCCAACAACAAGGGUCUUUUGCUUUUAUCCCAGUAACAGCUCGAGAUAUUGAACUUGAAAUUAAAACAUUACCUGCCAAAAAGGCUGAAGGCCUGUAUUCGUGCCCUUAUCGAAUCUUAAAAAGUGCCCAACAUGUUAUUAGCAAGCCUUUAGCAGAUAUCUUUAAUUGCUCCAUUGAAACUGGAAUAUAUCCUAGCAAACUUAACAAUUUACAAACCUGA
Messenger RNA from Paramuricea clavata, 1806 nucleotides. Lineage: Eukaryota; Metazoa; Cnidaria; Anthozoa; Malacalcyonacea; Plexauridae. The record is from the annotation of a GenBank genome assembly.